AUGCCCAUUUUCUCUGCAACUGCAACGUUCGGCUCCUUCACUUCCGUCUCCUUCCUCUCUGCUUCACAAUCUCAAUCGCACCCUUCUCCUUUCCUCAAUUUCCCCCAUAAGUUUAAUGUGAAGACACCUUGGCAAUGGCAGCACCCUCACUAUCACACUGAUAAAGUAAUCUAUGCCUCUGGAAAUACCCAAAUUGACCGAAAUCUUGAAAGUGGACUUCUUCAACGCCCAACUCCUCCAGACCCACAGGAUGACGCUCGUCAGGCUCGGAGGUCAUCAGAUUGGAAGGCUGCAAAAGCAUAUAAAGAUAGUGGACUCCUUUAUAACGGUAGGGUUGAAGGUUUUAAUUCUGGAGGCCUGCGUGUACGGUUUUAUUCCAUUCUGGGGUUUCUCCCAUUCCCAGAAUUGAGUCCAUUGCAUACUUGUAAAGAACCAGAGAAACCUAUCCAAGAAAUUGCAAAAGGCUUAAUUGGUUCAAUCAUAUCAGCAAAGGUAAUUCUAGCAGAUGAGGAUAACAAGAAAUUAAUAUUCUCUGAAAAGGAAGCUGUCUGGUCCAAAUUUUCAAAAGAUGUCAAUAUAGGGGACAUUUUUGAAGGAAGAGUUGGUUAUGUUGAGGACUAUGGUGCUUUUGUUCAUUUGCGCUUCCCUGACGGUCUUUAUCGCCUUACUGGACUAAUACACAUCUCAGAAGUGUCAUGGGAUCUAGUUCAAGAUGUCAGAGAUAUCUUAAAAGUAGGUGACCAAGUGAGGGCCAAGGUUGUCGGUAUUGAUUGGGUAAAAUCAAGGAUUACCCUAUCAAUUAAACAGCUAGAAGAAGAUCCACUUCUAGAAACCCUGGACAAAGUAAUACCUCAGGAUGGUUUAGCUGCUCUUGAUUCUAUGAGCGGGAGCGGUGGUGACAGUGAUAGUAUUGAACCUCUCCCGGGGCUUGAAACAAUACUUGAAGAGCUACUACAGGAAGAUGGUAUAAAUGAUGUAAGAAUCAGCCGUCAAGGGUUUGAAAAACGAGUGGUCUCGCAAGACUUACAACUUUGGCUUUCUAAUGCACCUCCCACGAACCAAAAAUUUACUCUCCUUGCUCGUGCUGGAAGACAGGUGCAGGAGAUACAUUUGACUACAUCUCUUGAUCAGGAAGGUAUCAAGAAGGCAUUACAACGAGUGUUGGAGCGUGUCCCCUAA
Molecule: messenger RNA, 1179 nt
Organism: Sphenostylis stenocarpa
Lineage: Eukaryota; Viridiplantae; Streptophyta; Magnoliopsida; Fabales; Fabaceae
Source: the annotation of a GenBank genome assembly